This is a messenger RNA of Tilletiopsis washingtonensis, 1284 nucleotides long. RefSeq lists its product as hypothetical. Gene Ontology annotation, molecular function: peptidyl-prolyl cis-trans isomerase activity; protein binding. Gene Ontology annotation, biological process: protein folding; protein peptidyl-prolyl isomerization. Gene Ontology annotation, cellular component: intracellular membrane-bounded organelle. The record is from RefSeq and is a predicted model, not a curated record. The transcript has 9 exons. Lineage: Eukaryota; Fungi; Basidiomycota; Exobasidiomycetes; Entylomatales. Bases 1 to 1146 code for a protein of 381 amino acids.
AUGAGCAACCCACACGUCUUCUUCGACCUGACCUUCGGCGCGCAGCCGGCCGCGCGCGCCGGCGCCAACCGCAUCGUGUUCGAGCUGUAUGCCGACCGCGUGCCGCGCACCGCCGAGAACUUCCGUGCGCUGUGCACGGGCGAGAAGGGCGCCAAGCUCACCUACAAGGGCAGCGCCUUCCACCGCAGCAUUCCCAAGUUCAUGAUCCAGGGCGGCGACUUCACACGCGGCGACGGCACGGGCGGCGAGAGCAUCUACGGCGAGAAGUUCGAGGAUGAGGAUCUGACGGGCAAGCACGACACGCCCUUCCUUCUCUCCAUGGCCAAUGCCGGGCCGGGGACAAACGGCAGCCAGUUCUUCAUCACCACCGUGCCCACGCCGCAUCUGGACGGCAAGCACGUCGUGUUCGGCCGCGUCGUCGCCGGCAAGGGUGUGGUGCGGCGCGCCGAGGCGACGCCUACGAGUGGAGGGGACAAGCCGAUUGAGCCCGUCGUCAUCGAGGCAUGUGGCGUGUGCGAGGGAGGCGCUCCGUGGGGCAUCGAGGCAGACGAGACGGACUCGUUCGAGGACUUUCCCGAAGAUGCGUCCGAGAAGCUCGAGGAGGAGCCAAAGGAGGCACUGCGCAUCGCCACUGCGCUGCGAGCGCUGGGCAACGAGCGCUUCGGCAAGGGACAGUGGAGUGGUGCGCUGGAGAAGUGGCAAAAGGCGCUUCGCUACCUGAACGUGCACCCGGUCCUUCCGGCGCCGCACGAUCUCGACGCCUCCUUCGUCGAGGCGUACGAGGCGCUGCGCACCGCGCUGGCCCUCAACAGCGCCCUGUGCGCGCUCAAGCUGCCGAAGCCCGACACGGCGCUGGCCCUCUCGAGCUGCUCGGGCGUCAUUGCGCGCGUGCAGAAGCAGACGGACACGGACUGGGAGAAGGAGGCGGGCGAGCAGAAGAAGAAGGACCUGGCCAAGGCGUACUACCGGAGGGCACUGGCGCACUCGGCGAAGAAGGACGACGACGCGGCUGUGGCAGACCUGGACGAGGCGCUCAAGUACGCCCCAGAAGACGGCGGCGUCAAGAAGGAGAAGGCGGCCAUUGCGCAGCGCAAGGCGGCGCGGCUGGCGGCGCAGAAGAAGGCGUACAGCAAGAUGUUUGCCUAGAGGCGCGCUGCACCAAGAGUGGCGAUGCCGGAGGGGGAGCAUAGAAGAGCAAAGAAGGCUGCGUGCUAGCAUCUAACCUCACGCAUGCAGCGGGAGCGUUGAGAGGGCAUGUUGUACAACAUUGAGCGUGCGUGCGAG